AAUUGGCUAAUGAAGACAUUAACUGUAUGUAAAUAAAUACAACAAUUGAAUAGCAAAAUGAACGCAUCGGACGACAAGAUAGUGGCCAACAAUGAGACCAACAACGAAGCAAAGCCUAUGACUUCGACCAGUGGUUCGCCGACAUCAGCGACCACUUCGGACUUCAAACACUUGAGUCAAACGAUAAUGAAUUCGUUGCAAUGGAUUAAUGAUUUCAGUCCGACUUUAAUCUUCCAAAACUUUAUGUUGUCUUCAAAUCCCUUCCGAAGACGAAACAGUAGUAAACAAACGACUGAUCACAACAUUAAUCAAAAUAAGACAAUGAGUUCAAUGCAAACAUUUGACACACCGGUGGCCAGACUUCUUAACGGAACUCUAAUUCCCACAUUAAAGUCUACUGAAUUGAUAGAGUUGGCCAACUUUGGCAUCGUUGAGAUCGAGGACAAAGAGAGUGGUGUUGGACAUGACUUUAGACUAAUCGAGACAUUAUCUGCCAAUUGGUGCGACAGUUGCGGUGAAUUUAUGUGGUCAUCGGUUGCUAAAAAUAGCAAAACAACAAUAGUUGACGAAAGCAAUACUUUAUCAAAAUCUAUUUUUGGUAAAUAUCUUCGCUGUUCUCAUUGCAAGUAUAUAUGUCACCCUCGAUGUCGAGCUUUAGUACGCAUUGACUGUCAGCGCAUAAAUGACACCAAUUAUCUGUUUCAACCACUUUCUCGUUCUUCUUCACCCAUUUUCUCUCAAACAUUAAUUAAUAAAAUUAAUAAGUAUAAUGAAAAACGUAAAAAUAUGGGUUCAGGUCUUGGAAUUACUUUAAUAGAUGAAAGCAAACAAUCAUUCCGAGGCUUUCUUCGGGUUCAUCUUAACCUUUGUCGACCAAUUAAUGUGAUCGCUGGCCGAAGACCUCCAUCUAUUUAUGAUAUAAUCAAUGACGAAGACACUAACGGAACAUUAAUAAAGAGGCGAACGUUAACUAGUUUUUAUAUGCCAAGAGAUACCGUCAAGAAUUUACACAUCACCAGUGAAAACACUAGUCUUUAUGUGAUUAAAGCUAUGCUUAAAAAGUUUAAAGUUGUUGAUAAUCCACAAAAAUUUGCACUUUAUUUGCAAACUAAAGAUCCGGUAACUGAUUUGACUUUACUUAAACGUAUUGGAGAACAGGAGAAACCAUUAGUUAUACAAUUGGAUUGCGAUGAAGAUGUCGAUGAAAAGCAAAUAGUAUUACAAGAGAACGAUACGGGAGAUAUCGCUUGGGAUGCCUUUGAAUUGCCUGAACUCAACAAUUUCAUCAAAAUCCUCGACAGAGAAGAAAAGGAAUACUUGACUGAAAUCUAUAUGAGAUAUAAACUAUUAAAAGAUACCAUAAAUACAAUUAUUGUCGCUGAAGAACAAUCUAUUGAUUCCAAAUUAGAUGUCUAAAUAUAUAAGACACGAAUUAAUUGCACAAAUCAUAUAUUUGUUAAUAUAUUUUGAUAAUGAUUUACAAUAGUUAAUAAUUGAAGUGAUAUUUCCAGUACUAUUAAUAUCAAUUUUAAAUUUAGACUUUGAUUUAUAUUACCUGCAGUUUUAUUGAGUUUGGUUUAUUGCUUAAAAUAGGUAUUACCGGUAAUUCAAUUUAUUAAUAAUGAAAUUAUCACAAGUACCGGGUAAUAUUUUUUUAAUUGUCUUAAAUUUUAAGCACCUAUUUAGCACUUAUUGUACGGUAUUAUUAUUUUAGUUUUAUUGUAAUGUAUUUAUUUUUGAAUUAUAGUUUCAACACAAUUGUUAUCAAAUUAACUAUAGAUUUAUUUGCAGCUCAUUUCUAAACAAAUAUAAUAUUUAUAUUGAAUUUAUAUACAAAAUACAAAAAAGGAUAUAUAUUUCCUAAAUAU
Messenger RNA from Oppia nitens, 1868 nucleotides. RefSeq names its product ras association domain-containing protein 1 homolog. Lineage: Eukaryota; Metazoa; Arthropoda; Arachnida; Sarcoptiformes; Oppiidae. The record is from RefSeq and is a predicted model, not a curated record. Gene Ontology annotation, biological process: signal transduction. Bases 58 to 1416 code for a protein of 452 amino acids. The transcript has 2 exons.